Messenger RNA from Morus notabilis, 690 nucleotides. RefSeq lists its product as uncharacterized. The transcript has 2 exons. The coding region runs from base 317 to 676 and encodes 119 amino acids. The record is from RefSeq and is a predicted model, not a curated record. NCBI's taxonomy places the organism in Eukaryota, Viridiplantae, Streptophyta, Magnoliopsida, Rosales, Moraceae.
CCCCCGACCACUCUCUUUCUCUCCUCCGCAACCCCCAGACCUCUCUCUUCCCACGAAUCUCUCCUCCGCGAACCAGAUCCAUGACCUGCGAAACAAAAACAUCUCUCAUCUCUCAAGCUUGGCAACGUGGGAGGCGAGAGGCUCGUCGGCGGGGAGAUUCGCACGGUUAGCGCCGGCGUUGAGGGGAGAUUCGCUGUGCUCCGGUUCCCCUCCGACAACUUUGCGUGAGGAGCUCGGGUUUCGACAGCUUUGUGUGCAUUCCGGCGACUUUGGCGCUGCAACUCGCGAUCUUCGUUGGCAACAACUUGAGAUCGACAUGGUCGGCGUUUGUGAUGGAGUUCAGCCCACAUUAACAGAGAGAGAUAGAGAAGCUGGCUGUCCAGCAAAUAAAAGCAUGUGCUGUGGUUUGGAGCGGCUAAAACCCAUACUAUCUCCGGCGCCAUCUCCAAAUUCUUUUGAAGAAAGUAGAGUCUCCAACAUAGCAAUGAAUCACUUGACUGUUGAAACAGAAGAUACUUUUGCCAGUUUGCUGAGCUUGCAGCUAACAAUGAUGUUGAGGGUUUCAAAACAGAGAGAAAUAGAGAAGGUGAGAGGUGAGAGAGAGUUUGAGGGAGAUGAAGAGAUAACGGGAGAGAGAGAAGCAGAAUUUUUUUUUUUUUGUUAUGGGGGCAUUUAAGUCAUUUUAUUGAA